This is a messenger RNA of Danio rerio (zebrafish), 2646 nucleotides long. NCBI's taxonomy places the organism in Eukaryota, Metazoa, Chordata, Actinopteri, Cypriniformes, Danionidae. The record is from RefSeq and is a predicted model, not a curated record.
GCUGAACUCCUCCUUUAGCGGGAGUUGAUUGGCUGAUCCACAGGCUGACAGUCAGAUCCAGUCAGUCUGCUGGACGGACGACGAUCCUGACUAAUGAAGAGAGCAGAUCUGGAACGGACUGUGCGUCUCCACUAUGCAAUGAACAAACCGAUGGAAAGUCGAUAGGCGAGUGCGACUGUGUGCAUUCAGACCCGUUAUCCUCAGCGCGUUCGCCAGUUCAGAACUUCCAGCUCAACUCAACAUGUAAAGUGCGACUGGCACCAGACGUACCCGACAGAUUGGUGCUGUUGAACUGUUAUCGGCAUGAUUCCGCCAGCAAACAUGAUUCAGGAGGACACGAUGGGCAAGGAGAACGAGCGGGACCACCGGGAGCCUCAGUCCCCCUCAUCCAUCAGCCAGCAGGAGUCAAAGCUGCAGAGGCUAAAGCGUUCGCUGUCCUUCAAGACCAAGAGUCUUCGCAGCAAAAGUGCUGAUAACUUUUUCCAGCGACCGAUCGAGGAUGUGAAGUUUCAAACAGAACUCCUCUCAGAUGUCAGCAGCAGCACAGGUCAUCUGAGCAGCAUCGGCGUGUCUGUCACGGCCUCCCCAGCGAUGUCUCUUCCUCCACCACCUCCUCCGCUGCCCACCGUCAUCCCGGGCAACCUACCAAUCACAAUCUGCUCUCCAUCCCGUGCCCCUCGCCAGACAGACCCCAAUGCCCACACCUUCCUGGAGCACAUCUUUAAGAAGCCUCAUUUCUGUGACAUCUGCAACCACAUGAUUGUAGCUUGCCAAGGUGGAGCUGGCAAGGUCUUCGGCACCAAUGCUAAGCUGGGCCUUCGGUGCAAAGCCUGCAAGAUGGGAAUCCAUCACAAGUGCCUAGAUGGAGUUGGACAGCAGAGAUGCAUGGGGAAACUGCCAAAAGGUUUUCGAAGAUAUUCUAGCUCCCCUCUGCUGAUUCAGGAACAGUUUGGGUGCAUCAGGGAGGUUAUGCCUAUUGCUUGUGGCAGCAAAGUUGACCCAGUGUAUGAGACUCUGAGAUUUGGAACUUCUCUGGCACAAAAAAACAAGCGAACCAGUGGAUCAGAGUCACCACAGAGAAACUCUACCAGUGAUGUGGCUCAGGUACCAGAAGAAAAGGCUGCCCACUGCAGUCGAGCUCAACUCAUCAGGAAACCCAGUGACAAUGUUUUUAUGCCGUUGGAGAAUGGAACUGAACAUUUUCAUGUUGCAGAAAGGAAAGCAGAAGAAUCACUCUCAGAAAGGGAGCUGAAGAGAGACCCCUUGCUGCUAAAUACCUAUGUGGCUUUGUUUGGAUUCACAGCCCAAGACAACCAAGAUCUAGAAAUGAGACCCGGAGAUCGAAUAGUCCUGGCAGAUGAUUCCAACGACGAUUGGUGGAAGGGUGUGAUUGAAGAUAGAAUUGGAUUUUUCCCAGCAGCCUUUGCACAUCAAGUGACGUCAAGUGACAGGGUGUUCAGGUGUAACCGAACCUUUAUUGGCUGUAAGGAGCAAGGACAGAUCACCCUAAAAGAGGGACAAAUUUGUGUGAGCGGUGAAAACGAACACAAUGGCUUCAUCAGAGUAGCCAGUGGGAAAAAGAGAGGAUAUGUGCCCUGUGACGUCCUGGAGAAUAUAUGAGGUUCAAAGAACACUCAAUGGUAAAGUAAAAGAGACAUUUCAAAACGAUGGCUCCACCACUGCCUCAAGAACCUGGAGGGCUCUCAGGAGGGGCCGGGAGACCCUCACUGACACAAAAUGAAUGUACAGUGACCCGGAAGAGUAUUUGGAUAUUUAAAAAUGUAUGCAUUUCAUUUAUUAAAAUAACAAAACCAUUAAAUCUUCUGCAAACAAAUAAAGCCAGAGCUUUUCUCAGAACUAAUUUCACUAAACUUAAGUUUUGGCCCCGUUUACACUUGAUGUUCAACCAAAUAUCUUGUCAUUGUUUGCUCACCCCCAACUUGUUCCAAACUUGUUUGAGUUUCUUUUUUCUGAAGGAAGUUAUUUGGAAGAAUUAUGGAAGCCAAGACAAAUGACUUCCAUAUGAUUUCUUUCAUCUAUUUCAAUGCAGAUUUUGGAAUAUUCUAUUAAAAAUGCUUAACUUUUGAACCAACUUUUGAAAAUGCACAUAAAAAGUUAUGUGCCCAAAUACAGCAUGUGCAUCAAAAAGCCCAUGUGAUUCUGUUUUAUCAGAUCUUGUGAUAACACAAAUUGGUGCAAAUGGACAAACCAGCAGACUGACCCUAUUAUAAAACACAAAACUGUUGGCGCCAAUAGCCUGACAUAGCACUGAGGUGCUUACAGCAGCGUGAUUUCAGUUCCCAGCUCAAGAUCUUUUGCCAAUCCUUCCCGUCUCUCUGCUCCCCACACUUUUCUAUAAUCUCCACUGUCCUGUCCAAUAAAAGGUGAAACAUAGCUGAAAAAUAAUAAUAAAAAUAAAUCUUGGUCUUGGUUUUGGUCUCGGCCUCUCUAAAAUGCCUUAGUUAAAGUCAUCAAAAAGUUAUUUAGUGUUAUCACUACGCCCAGACAGAAUCUGUAGACAUCUAUGUGUAAUGAUUUUGGAAGUAUUGUAACUAAAACCUUAAUAUACGAAAUAAAAAAUAAUACCUAUUUUACUUUUAUUUCAUGUUUACAAUGUAAAUCCAAUUAGAUCUACUCAUUUGGUAA